AUGCCUUCCCUAUCCGGUGUAUACACUUCGUUCUCCGGUCGAACCUUGGCCGUCGACGAAGGAGGCCAGCUUGUCCUCCUUCCCCAAGGGAGCGCACCGAAUGCGCAGAGCAAGCUUCGAGCAGAUGCUGAGUUCUGGCUCUGCCGUGACGAUGGCCUUAUUGGAAAAUUCGGCAAUCCGGACAAGGUAUUGCUGCGGGUGCAAGACCAAGAGUACCACGUUUGGGUGGAACCGCGGGGAUUCAGCGACGGAGAAAACGAGUACGGACUCGUGGCCGUAGUACCUGGCGCGGAAUACAGCAAUCGGUUCUUGGCGGUGGAUGAGGAAGAGCUAAGGUUGCAGAUCGUGGAUCAAUGGACCGGGGGGGCCAAGUUUCGAUGUGUGGAGGAUUCAAUCUAG
Molecule: messenger RNA, 399 nt
Organism: Aspergillus tanneri
Lineage: Eukaryota; Fungi; Ascomycota; Eurotiomycetes; Eurotiales; Aspergillaceae
Exons: 4
Coding region: 1-399 (132 amino acids)
Source: RefSeq, a predicted model, not a curated record